AAUGAAUGGGAUUAAUUUCAGUAUAGGAAAAUGGGAGAGCUUCUUGCAAGUUACAACAUCAUAGGUGCAGAUCAAGUAGUGUCCCCUGUGCAAUUAUCAUCAGUGUUAUCUUCUCUGGCCAGCAGUGGUAGCAUUACUACUCCUACUCCUACUCCUACUCCUACUCCUACCCCAACAGCUGCAAUACCAUGUUUGAUUGAUCCUCAGAUUGAAACUUCUCUCUGCCAACGCUUCCAUUCACUCUGCCGCCAAAACACUACUCCUACUCCUCCUCAAGGAGCUCAAAGUAGCAAUAGUAUUAUUCGUCCUUUUAAUGGCGAUCGUGAUCAUCAAGAUAUGAUUCCUGCUCAAUCUGCUGCUGCUACUCCGAGUGCCGUCGCUGUUGCGGAGGUAGUGAGCUUCUUCACAGAGGAGGAGAUAGUAAGAAUGAAAGAGGCGGCGACUAAAGCCGUGGACGAAGUAGCGAGGCUUCUGCGGAUGAACGAGCCUUUCUGGUUUAGGUCAACAGUUGAUGGAAACUUCAUUCUUCAGCGUCAAAGCUACGACGGCGUUUUCCACAAUGUUGGGUUGAAGUGUGAAGCACGCAGAGAGGCAUCAAAAGAUUCACGAGUGGUGGCUAUGAGCGGCAGGAAAUUGGUUGAUAUGUUCUUAGAUUCGGAAAAAUGGGUUUCCAUUUUCCCAACAAUGGUUAAAAAAGCAGAUACAAUCGAAGUACUCAACACCGGUUUGCCACAGACCCGAAGUGGAGCCUUGCAACUGAUGUAUGCAGAUAUACAUAUUCUUUCACCGUUACUUAGAUCUCGGGAAUUCUUCUUCCUGCGGUACUGUGUGCAAGUUGAUGUAGGUGCAUGGAUCAUAGCAGAUGUCUCAUUUGAUUCCUCCAGAUUCCUUCAUUCCCUCACUUGGAAGCUUCCCUCUGGAUGCUUAAUCCACGACAUGAACGAUGGAUAUUCCACCAUUACUUGGGUGGAACAUGUGGAAAUAAGUGACAGUAUCCAAACGAAUCCGAUUUUUAGAGACCUAGUUUGUAGCAACAGUGCAUUUGGAGCAGAAAGAUGGAUUCUGACACUCGAAAGGAUGUGCGAGAGAAUUGCAUUCGCCUCAAUGAACAUGAUGCCUAGUUGUGACAGUGGAGUGAUUGCUUCACCUGAAGGACGAAAGAACGUGAUGGAAUUUUCUGAGAGGAUGGUAAAGCUCUUCUGUGGGUCUCUGGACAUGUCAGGUAACAUGGAGUUGCAAUAUGGGAAGAACAACAAUGGUGUAAGAGUUGGUAUUCGAAGAAGUAUAGAGGCUGGUGUGCCUAAGGGCUUGAUUGUCACUGCAUCUAUCUCCCUUUGGCUUCCUCUCUUGCCACAAGCACUCUUUAACUUUUUCAAAGAUCCAUCAACUAGACAACAGUGGGAUGUUCUGUGCCAUGGAAAUCCAGUGACUCAGAUUCAGCGCAUCUCAAAUGGAACUUUUUCUGAUAACUUUACAACAAUUCUUCGGCCUUAUAUUCCUACGGAGAACAACACGCUUCUUCUCCAAGAAUGCUGCACGGAUUUCUUGGGAAGCGUGGUGGUGUAUGCUCCGGUUGAUGUUGGCACAAUAACUGCGGCAAUCAACGGAGAGGACACCACCACGAUGCCUAUUCUCCCCUCCGGCUUCACCAUAUGCGGAGAUGGAUCUCCUCCGCGAGGAGCUUUCUUUGGCUGUGCGCUUCCAGAAUCGAGACAUUACGGUGGCUCCAUACUAACGGUGACCGUACAGGUGCUAGUUAGUAACCAAAAUGCGGUGGGGCAGUUCAACAUGAACACCGUUGAUGCUGUCAAUGGACUCGCAGCCACCACUGUCAAGAAAAUUAAAGCCGCCUUCAAAUGUCCCUGAUGAUAAUGAGUUGGUUUAAUUCGUCUUUUUUUCUUUGGACAUUGUUUAAUUCGUCUUUUAAUUAACUGUUAUUGUUGUUUAAUUUUGGGCCAAUAAACCAAGUACUUGUGGCUUUCAUUUAAACUUCUUGACAGCUAUCAUUUGAACUUAUAAUUUGCUUGCCAAGUUCGAUGAAUGUGGAACCAGAAAUUGCAAUCAAUUACUUUCUUUA
Molecule: messenger RNA, 2077 nt
Organism: Arachis ipaensis
Lineage: Eukaryota; Viridiplantae; Streptophyta; Magnoliopsida; Fabales; Fabaceae
Product: homeobox-leucine zipper protein HDG8-like
Molecular function (GO): lipid binding
Source: RefSeq, a predicted model, not a curated record